GGGGCGCGGGGCGCUGGCAGGCAGAAAGGCUAAGACUGCUGCAGCGAACAAAGUCUCUAAGUUGGAGGCGGUCAAGGUCAGUGUCAGGGCAGUAGGGAUGGGCGGAACUCGGGGCGGCGCCGCAGGCCUAGGACAGCGAUGGGCACGCCCUGGCCAGGGCCUCCGCGGCCGCCGGAAGACACGCGGACAGCGGCAGCCCAACAGCACCCAGUUCGAGAUGGGGUCCCAGGUCUCGGUGGAUACGGGAGCUGUGCACGUGGUCAUCGUGGGCGGGGGCUUUGGAGGGAUAGCGGCCGCCAGCCAGCUGCAGGCACAGAACAUCCCCUUCAUGCUGGUGGACAUGAAGGACUCCUUCCACCACAAUGUGGCAGCCCUCCGGGCCUCGGUGGAGAGUGGCUUUGCCAAAAAGACAUUCAUUUCUUACUCAGUGACCUUCAGGGACAACUUCCGACAGGGCAAAGUGAUUGGCAUAGACCUGAAGAACCAUACUGUGUUGCUACAGGGUGGUGAGGCCUUGCCCUUCUCCCAUCUCAUCCUGGCCACAGGCAGCACCGGGCCCUUCCCUGGCAAGUUUAAUGAGGUGUCCUGCCAGGAGGCAGCUAUCCAGGCCUACGAGGACAUGGUGAAGCAGGUGCGCCACACUGACGGAUGUGGGGCAGUGUGGGCAGGCCAGAGCGCUGUGGCUCUGGAGCAGGGGGACUAUCUGGGAGGACCCCAUGGCUGCCAAAACAGCCUGCGAUCAGCGGAGAGCUUAGGAGGGGAGACUCAGGACUCCCCUCUCAACACCUGCGUUGUUUGUUUGUGUUUGUUCCAGGUCACUCUCAUCCACUCCAAAGUACAGUUGGCCGACAAGGAGCUCCUGCCCAGUGUGCGGCAGGAAGUAAAAGAGAUCCUCCUCCGGAAGGGUGUGCAGCUGCUGUUGAGCGAGCGGGUGAGCAACCUGGAGGAACUGCCUCUCAGUGAGUUCCGGGACUACAUCAAGGUGCAGACGGACAAGGGCACGGAGGUGGCCACCAACCUGGUGAUCCUGUGCAACGGGAUCAAGAUCAACAGCUCUGCUUACCACAGUGCCUUUGAGAAUAGACUGGCCAGCAACGGUGCUCUCAAGGUGAACGAGUUCCUCCAGGUGGAAGGGUACAGCAACAUCUACGCCAUCGGCGACUGUGCUGAUAUCAAGGAGCCCAAGAUGGCCUAUCACGCUGGCCUGCAUGCCAACAUUGCUGUGGCCAACAUCGUCAACUCCAUGAAGCAGAGGCCCCUCAAAGCUUACAAGCCAGGUGCACUGACAUUCCUCCUGUCCUUGGGCAGAAAUGACGGCGUGGGCCAGAUCAGUGGCUACUAUGUAGGCCGCCUCAUGGUGCGACUGGCCAAGAGCAGGGACCUCUUCAUCUCCACGAGCUGGAAAACCAUGCGUCAGUCACCACCAUGACAGGGAGGCUGCGUGGGAGUUGAGGUACCACUCGGAGGGGUGACGGACUGACCGACCAAGGACAUCCUCCUGACAGGUGCCAAGAGCAAAAGCUCUUUGGAUCAUGGUGUCAGUUGUGUGCUGGCUGGAAAUACAACUUGUAUAAAGCCCGAAAUGAGAGACGGAGAGUAAAGAGGGAGACAUUAAAAAAGAAAAAAAAAAGCCCUAGAAGAUUCUUUCUGGAUUUGGAAGGUCUGUUUGCAGCUGGGCUAGCUAAAGGGUCUUGGGGAGGCAGAGGAGGCUUUCUGUGCUAUAGGCUUCUGUCUGUGUGUCCAUGUGUGCACACGGAUGCAUAGGGCUUUGGGCUUAGUGUGCAGAGCUCCUGUAGGGCAGACCUGGGCUCCUCUAGCUAGUGUCCUGUCUGUAGUAUAGUAAGUAGAGCCCAUGGCGUGAGACCAACUAAAGAAAGAGUGUUGGCGUGGGGAGAUGGCCUGUACCUUGAGUCCCUCCUCACUUGGGGUGGAGAAGCUCAUAGGUCCCACAGGAAGUAGGUUAAGUAGGGGCCUCAUUAAUAGGGGCCUCAUUUUAUUCUCCCAAACUUAGUAUCUGCACUCUGCUCUCUUUCUUCUCCCCCUUCUCUCCCUUUCUUCCUCC
Molecule: messenger RNA, 2062 nt
Organism: Microtus ochrogaster (prairie vole)
Lineage: Eukaryota; Metazoa; Chordata; Mammalia; Rodentia; Cricetidae
Gene: Aifm2
Product: apoptosis inducing factor, mitochondria associated 2
Exons: 8
Coding region: 98-1429 (443 amino acids)
Biological process (GO): positive regulation of apoptotic process; apoptotic mitochondrial changes
Cellular component (GO): mitochondrion; cytoplasm
Molecular function (GO): flavin adenine dinucleotide binding; electron-transferring-flavoprotein dehydrogenase activity
Source: RefSeq, a predicted model, not a curated record